Molecule: messenger RNA, 1457 nt
Organism: Dermatophagoides farinae (American house dust mite)
Lineage: Eukaryota; Metazoa; Arthropoda; Arachnida; Sarcoptiformes; Pyroglyphidae
Gene: Rpt1
Product: 26S proteasome regulatory subunit Rpt1
Molecular function (GO): ATP binding; ATP hydrolysis activity
Source: RefSeq, a predicted model, not a curated record
UUGCCAAUUCAUUCUCACUCUGACGUUUUUUUUUGCAUUUUCCAUUGUUUUCGAGUUUUAUUUAAAUUUUGAAUUUUUUUUUCUCAACAUGGAUUACCUCGGUAAAGAUAUGCGAAAGCUUCGAAAAGAUGAUAAAGAAGAAGAGAAAAAAGAGAUAAAAACUUUGGAUGAAGGUGAUAUUGCAUUGUUGAAAUCAUACGGAGCUGGCCAUUAUAGUCGAGCCAUUAAAAAAGUGGAAGAAGAUAUUCAAGCAACAUUAAAACGUGUAAAUGAAUUGACCGGUAUUAAAGAAUCAGAUACCGGAUUGGCACCACCAGCUCUCUGGGAUUUGGCCGCCGAUAAACAAACACUUCAGAAUGAACAACCAUUACAGGUAGCACGUUGUACAAAGAUCAUCAAACAGGAGAAUGAAGAACCAAAAUAUAUUAUCAAUGUAAAACAAUUUGCCAAAUUUGUUGUCGAUUUGGCCGAUUCGGUUGCACCUACCGAUAUCGAAGAAGGAAUGCGUGUUGGUGUUGAUCGUAAUAAAUAUCAGAUUCAUGUUCCAUUACCACCGAAAAUCGAUCCUACCGUUACAAUGAUGCAAGUGGAAGAGAAACCUGAUGUAACCUAUACGGAUGUUGGUGGUUGCAAAGAACAGAUUGAAAAGUUACGAGAAGUUGUUGAAACACCAUUAUUACAACCGGAACGUUUUGUCAAUCUUGGUAUUGAACCACCGAAAGGUGUAUUAUUGUUUGGACCACCCGGUACUGGAAAAACACUUUGUGCUCGAGCUGUGGCUAAUCGUACUGAUGCCUGUUUCAUUCGUGUAAUCGGAUCUGAAUUGGUACAAAAAUAUGUGGGCGAAGGUGCUCGUAUGGUUCGUGAACUUUUCGAAAUGGCAAGAAACAAAAAAGCCUGUCUAAUAUUUUUCGAUGAAAUCGAUGCCAUUGGUGGUGCUCGUUUCGAUGAUGGUGCCGGUGGUGAUAACGAAGUGCAACGAACUAUGUUAGAAUUGAUCAAUCAAUUGGAUGGAUUUGAUCCUCGAGGCAACAUUAAAGUAUUGAUGGCCACUAAUCGACCGGAUAUUCUUGAUCCAGCAUUAAUGCGUCCAGGACGAUUAGAUCGUAAAGUAGAAUUUGGUCUUCCUGAUUUAGAUGGUCGAACACAUAUAUUCAAAAUUCAUGCACGAUCAAUGAGUGUUGAACGAGAUAUUCGUUUUGAAUUAUUGGCUCGUUUAUGUCCAAAUAGUACUGGUGCCGAAAUUCGUAGUGUUUGCACUGAAGCCGGUAUGUUUGCCAUUCGUGCACGUAGGAAAGUGGCAACGGAAAAAGAUUUUCUUGAAGCUAUUAAUAAGGUGAUUAAAUCGUAUGCAAAAUUCAGUUCAACACCACGAUAUAUGACAUAUAAUUAAUUAAUUACUUAAUUAAUUAAUUGAUCUAUGUUUUUGUGUGUACAAAAAAAAAUUCAAUUGAAAU